Messenger RNA from Ectocarpus siliculosus, 1288 nucleotides. Lineage: Eukaryota; Phaeophyceae; Ectocarpales; Ectocarpaceae. The record is from the annotation of a GenBank genome assembly.
ACAUCAACCACAGCUAGGAGCAGGAAAGGAGCCUCAAAGGGUGGAGAGAAAUCUUCGUCACUUAACAUGAGGUCCUCUGCAGUGUCAUUCGCGGCAUCUUGCGCGGCAAUGCUUGCUUCGAGCGGUGCCUUUCUGGCACCGUCGUUGAACUUCGGUGUACUGCCUCGAUCAGCCUCCUCACGAUCCACCAACCAGCAGCAGCAGCACUCCGGAAGAGCAGUGGCGCGAAGAGCCACUAGCCCGUCGAUGUCCUCCCUGGUGAUCACCCUGGAAGACGACGUGAUCGACAAGCCUCUCCAGCCCGUCGGCAACUACAUCCUCGUCAAGAUGUUCGCGGCCGUGUCGAGGACGGCGGGCGGUAUCGUUCUCCCGGACGAGGCGCAAGACGUACCAUGCGAAGGGUUGGUGGUCGCCCACGGUCCCGGAAGAACGCACCCUUUGACGGGAACGCUGAUCCCCAUGUGCGUGUCGGAGGGGGACACCGUUCUGUUCUCGAGGUGGAGCGGCCGGAAGGUCAAAUACUGCGGCGAGGACCACAUGUUCAUCAUGGAUGACGACCUCGUACUGGUCUACAGGGGGCCAGAGUUGACGGAGGACAGCCUGAAGAUGGUGCGCGACCAGGUGCUGGUGGUGACCGAAAAGGGGGAGUCCGAGACGGACGCCGGCAUCGUCAUCGCGGCCUCGACCGCUGAGAAGGAGAAGGCGAGCCAGGGUAGAGUGGUGGCAAUCGGAGAGGGGCGGACGGGCAGCACGGGGGAGAUAGUGCCGUGCCCGUUCAAGGCCGGAGACAACGUCAAGUUCAUGGAGUACGCCCCUGUCGAGAUCAAGAUCAAGGGAAGCUACUACGCCGUGGUGCGGAUGGUGGACUGCAUCGCGAGAUGGGAGGGAGAGUCCAUCUGAUUGGCGCAGCGGACGCGUAUCGUAUGGAUAGGACUCCGGUUCCGUACCACAACAAACCGGUCCCGUGUAAGCUUGGUUUGCGAAUGUCGCGGUUUGAACGGUGCCGGUUGGGAGAUGGGGAAUUAUUUUUGGGCGGCGAAAGGCUGAUGAAAGUGCUUGCCAGGAACAUUGGAAAUUGCAAAAAUUGAAGUUGAAGUUACAAGACCACUGUCCGAUUGCAUGGGCAUACAUUGAUUAACACGCGGCGGCUACCUGCGAAAUGCUGGAAAAUUGAAGCAAGAGAGGUGAAAUGCAUCGGGAUGCGCGCCACGCCUAAAGUCGUGGUCUUGGUCAAUGGUCCUUUGGCGUGUGUGUCCAGCCGCCGUCCUUGGGCGUGUGCUUGGCUGUG